This is a messenger RNA of Enterobius vermicularis (human pinworm), 2420 nucleotides long. The record is from the annotation of a GenBank genome assembly. NCBI's taxonomy places the organism in Eukaryota, Metazoa, Nematoda, Chromadorea, Rhabditida, Oxyuridae.
CUGGGUUUUCUACUUUGCAGUUCUGAAUUGGCAUUAGCUCGAGGUAUAUCAGUAUCUCCAAAAUGCGACCUAGAUUCCGAUUACUCAGACUUAGGUCAAUGUUUAAGACCAUGGUUAGAUGCUUGGGAGGUUGCUCGAGUGACGGAUACAGAUGCGUCCAACAUCCUGUUUCCGAUGCUGUUAUUCUCAGACAACUCAGUAAAAUUACUUUGUAAUAUAUACAAAAAAAUUGAGGAAAAUUGUUUUGAUUCACAAGUUACCAGGCGAUGUCACAGCAAUAAGAUGAUCUUUUUUGUACACACACAAAUGGAUUACUUCUGUGACUUUCAAACUUCUGAACCGAACCAGGAUUUGAUAUGUAUCAGAAAGACUCUAUUGGCUAAUGAAAACUGUUUGUGGAACAUUAAAGGUUUGCCAAAUUCGACCACAGAACAGGAGAUAUGUGAAUCCAUACAGCAAUUUUCCAUCUGUAUCAGACCUGAACUUGAAAAUAUUUGUGGCAAAACUAGCGUAAAGGUUAUCGACCGAUUAACCUCCUUGACCAGGAGGAAUGAUAAAAGUGCAGAAGAUGACUAUGUUAAUCUACCGGAUUCAGCUGAGAAUCUAAUACAAGCUGGUUCAAAAACUUUUGUACCAAAAAAUUCAAUAGUUCGUUUGGAUUUAAACGACAACAAAAUUUUAAGUAACAAAUGGGAUGAUAUUUAUGAUAAAUGCUCAACCGGUAUACCAAUUCCAAUGUUUUACUGUCAUGAAACUGAACUGCUAAAUUUGUGUGAAGAAUAUAGAAUUGCGCUGGAAGAUUGUCUUCCGGCAGACUAUCUAAACUCAUAUAAAGGCAGUCCGGUGGUGGAAUUCAUGGAUCAACAACUUGGUGUACUAUGUGCCAAUACACAGGAUGAUCAUCUUUCGAACAGUUAUUCAUGUCUACGACAAAUUGUUUCAUCAAAAAUUAACUGUUUCCAUAAUGUGCAAAUUUCACAAGACAAUCGAAUGAAUAUAUGCGAUAAAAUCACUGAGUAUUAUAACUGCCUUGAGCCGGAUUUGAAUACACAAUGUGAAACAGAUUCUCUUAAUUGCUUUGAUAAUUUGAAGAUGAAACUUGACACAACUCUAAAUUUAUAUACUCACCCAGGUAAACAAUCAAAUAUAUUGACCAAUAAUGCAACAUCAGAGAAUUUCACUAUUACGGAGUCAAAUGAAAUGCAAAUGGUACACGAUCAAGCCAACAUGAAUGUUAUCAACGAUGAAAAGAUUAACAAAAAAGUGCUACAAAUUGGUCUCAGUGAUGAAAACGAAGAAGAUUGGUCAGGACAAGAGGAAAAAUCUGAUGAUUCCAGUAUGAUGACAGAUAUUGCAGACAGUGUUGAAGAAAUGCAAAAUACAGUUUUACAGCCUACGCAUACUGUACCACUAGAAGUUGCUGAAAGUUCUACCAAAAGUCCGACAAUUGAAUCGUCAAAAGAUGAUAAUGAAGCGCCAGUAAAAAAAAUACCAGGUGUUUCUGAGCCGUUAACAGUUUCUGCUGCAGGUACCGUACUGUUAAAUUUGUCGGCAGUAAUCAACAGUACUGAUAUAUUACCGACAGAAACCCUAAAAUUCAGUAAAGACCUGUGGGGAUUUCCGGAAACAGCCGUUCGAGAUGAAAACCAUAAAUUUGGUGCAGCCAUUGAGGCUCUGCAAGCCAACAUCGAAGAUUCGUCUGUAAGAUCAAACAUCGACUAUAUGAGCAAUAGAGAAGUUGGUAAUAACGUAGAAAUAAAAAGAAGAGAAGAAAUGUUGAACAGCAUUAUAAAAUCGUUGCAUAGAACUCGACAAGAAUGGAUAACAUUAGAAGGUGGUGUACUGACUGAAUGUAACGAAAAUUCAACGAUAGAAAUUGAACACUGUAUGAUUCCGCUGUUGAAACGAUGGUACAAAAUUAGAAAUGAAAAAAUGGACAUAAAACAGUCUUUCUUUCCACUGUUUCAAUAUACAAAAAGUGAUACAUUGGAGCUUUGCGACGAUUAUAUGAACGUCUUCCUGUGCGAUGGUUUUCAAAGAAACAAAAGAUGUAGAAGCGAUUUACUGGACUAUUUUGCUGAACGUCACUUUGGUUACGUCUGUAAUCCACAAAAUUUACGAAUUUUUUUGAAACAUCAUAACUGUAUUUCAAAGCUUGAAGACAAUGCACCAGAAUACUGCCAACAAUUCAUCAUGACACCUCAUCAACUAACAGAUCAGGCACUCAUUUUGUACGAGAAAUGUGUUCGAAUACAAUUAUACUACAAAUGCUUAGAAGUAAAAAUGGAUGAACACUGUGAACCAGAAGCAGCCGAAAUAUUUCGAGCAUCAGCGUAUCAUUAUGGUUGUAAAUGUUGUGUUUGCACAUUGAAAGCAAUACAGAAACCACUAAGAUAUCGGGUAGUUAAAAAUUUCUGAAA